AUGGCGAAUUUGUCGACAGAUAGAAUAUCACCUGGUCCUCCAUUUACCAGUGUCGGAGUGGAUACAUUUGGACUAUGGGAGAUCACUGCACGCCGUACGAGAGGAGGGUUAGCUCAAGCUAAACGAUGGGCAAUCAUGUUUUCCUGCCUUGCUUCACGAGCCAUUCACAUUGAAGUUGUUGAAGAAAUGAGCUCCUCAUCAUUUAUCAACGCUCUUAGAAGAUUUGUUGCAGUAAGAGGACAUGUGAAAGAAUUUCGUUCAGAUCGCGGAACAAAUUUAUUGGAUCGACAGACAAUCUUGGAUUCCAUGCAGUUAAUGUUGAGGAUGGUCCUGUACAAAAGUUUCUUUUAG
Messenger RNA from Ostrea edulis (European flat oyster), 351 nucleotides. RefSeq lists its product as uncharacterized. Bases 1 to 351 code for a protein of 116 amino acids. The transcript has a single exon. Gene Ontology annotation, molecular function: nucleic acid binding. The record is from RefSeq and is a predicted model, not a curated record. NCBI's taxonomy places the organism in Eukaryota, Metazoa, Mollusca, Bivalvia, Ostreida, Ostreidae.